Messenger RNA from Astyanax mexicanus (Mexican tetra), 3874 nucleotides. Its product is annotated as chitin synthase chs-2-like. The record is from RefSeq and is a predicted model, not a curated record. Gene Ontology annotation, molecular function: chitin synthase activity. The transcript is spliced from 19 exons. Gene Ontology annotation, cellular component: cell periphery; cell septum. Bases 1 to 3693 code for a protein of 1230 amino acids. Lineage: Eukaryota; Metazoa; Chordata; Actinopteri; Characiformes; Acestrorhamphidae.
AUGAGUGACGAUCAGGCAGAGCACAGGUCCCGGCAAUGGGAUGUUGCUAAGGAGGAGCCUGUGAUUCAGGAUGAGCAGAAACCUCGAAAACUCCUGAGCUGCAUCCAGAUCUUUAUCUGUAACCUCGCAGGGCUCCUGGUCUUUGCACUUGCUUUCUUCAGCAAAACAUCCUUACUACUGCUAAUAACCAUCAGCAACAACGCUUCAAACACCAUAGAGACCAAACCCUACGCCCUCCUCUUCAUCGGCUGUCUCUUAAUAGCACCCAGUGUUUUAACGCUGUUUAAAAGUGUUUGGAAAAUUAUUUUUAAGGACUCAAAAACUCCAUCGACACAAACUUUCAUAUGGGUUGUCCUGGUGGAAUCGUUGGUGGCUCUUGGCUCAGCCGUGCUCACCUUGGUCGCCAUGCCGAAAUUUGACAUCCUAACUAACGUGAUGCUGCUGAACGGGAUCGGUAUGUUGUCGGCCAUCAUGCAAGUCAUCGCAAGUGCGAUCGCCAGGGGAAAGAAGCGAUUCACAGCGACCUCCGCUUUGUCCGUCGUCCUCCUGACUGCAGGCUACAUAUUCUUUGCCUUCAACUACAUCUACUGUCCUCAAUGGCAAGAGGACAGUACAAGAUGGGAGAUGGCCCUACAUGUUGGUUUGGCAAUAGGAGGAGCCUUUCUGGUGUCUUUGAAUUGGUGGGAGAACUACGCCAUGCUUUUUAAGAUCACCUUCUUCCAAAACACCAUCCGAGACAUCAAAAGGUCAAGGAAUCUCGUCAGUAUCCUGUCCAGUGUGGUACGAAUCGCUGUGAUCUCCACCGUCCUGGGAGCCUACGUGAAGCUCUCAGACCAGGACUGGUCUUCGGUACUAUCGGUCACUUCAACAACUAAAACUCUAGUCCUGAGCCUCUUCGCCAUUCAGGUCAUCUCGUCGGCUCUGUGCCGCUGGAUGGCCGUGGUAGCCUGCAAAAUGCAUGCAGUCCGCCGCAGCUUUGUCCUUCCCAUGAUAAUGGUGUCUCCAACUGCCCUGGCUGCCUUCAUCCUGGCCAUCUGGAUCCCCUUCCUCAACUCCAGUUCCAGUGAUAAUGUCAACAGCACGUUUGCCACCUCGUUUGCCACCUACUGCAGUAACUUCUCCAGCAUAAACGGCUCAGGGCUAGGAGUCAUGAAGCUUCUGGUAACGGACUUGACCCACGGGGUCUGCAAUCGAGUUGCCUCUUUGGAAGGCAAUGUGAUUGGUUACGUUCUCCUGAGCUUGUCCUUGUUCAGCUGGUGGAUUGGACUGAUGCUCUGCACGCUAUACAUCUGGUUCCUCAGCAUGCACCGCAUCGAGAGGACGAAGGAACUGUUUGUGCGCAACCUGUACGAGGCGGUGUGCAUUGACCAGUCCAUGUUGCUCAACACCAGGUUUGAGGUGGUUUCGCCGCAAAGGCAAAACAGAGAGAAGGACAAGAUGACCAUCUACCUCUGCGCCACCAUGUGGCACGAGACCAAAGACGAGAUGCUGAAGAUGAUCAUCUCAAUGUUCAGACUCGACAGGUUCAGACCUAAGAAGAACAAAUUUAACGAUGUCGCCUUUGAGUCGCAUAUCUUCUUCGACGAUGCCUUCAAGCAGAAAGACAACAAGCGCAGUGUAAACGAGUACGCAGAGACCCUGGCAGAAGUCAUCAAAGAGGUCUACAUUAUAUUCAGUGAUAAAGGUAAAGGUAAUUUUAGGGAGAGAAAGCCACUCCCAGAUCAGAAGAUCAUCCAGACGCCGUACGGCUGCCGUCUGCAGUACACUCUUCCCGAAGGCAACUCACUAACCGUUCACUUUAAGGAUAAGAAUAAAAUUCGCCACAAAAAGAGAUGGUCUCAGAUUAUGUACCUAUACUUUCUGCUCGGUUGGAAGCUAAACAGGCCAUUCCAUCAGAUGUAUGAGGAAAAGGAGGAGGGAUUAAACAAUAUUGAAGAUCGAUUGAAGAAAGCCAAGGAGAACACCUACAUCCUGGCACUAGAUGGAGACACUGAUUUCCAGCCCUCUGCAGUCAUGCUGCUGGUGGAUCGGCUCAGGCUGUACCCGGAGGUGGGGGCGGCAUGUGGCAGGAUUCACCCCACUGGUACCGGUCCGAUGGUGUGGUAUCAGAAGUUUGAGUACGCUGUGGGUCACUGGCUGCAGAAGACGGCGGAGCACGUGUUCGGAUGCGUCCUCUGCAGUCCGGGAUGCUUCAGUCUGUUCAGAGCCGCGGCGCUUAUGGACGACAACGUCAUGAAGAGAUACACCACCAAACCCACCGAGGCCUCUCACUACGUACAGUACGACCAAGGUGAGGACCGCUGGCUGUGUACGCUUCUCCUACAGCAGGGCUGGAGGGUGGAGUAUAACGCCGCCUCAGACUCCUACACCAACGCUCCUCAGGAGUUUAAGGAGUUCUACAACCAGAGACGGCGCUGGGGUCCCUCAACCAUGGCCAACACUCUGGACCUCCUUGCCAGUGGCAGCCUGACCUCCCAGAGGAACAAGUCCAUCUCCAAACCCUACAUCUUGUACCAGACCAUCAGUAUGGCCGCCUCCAUCCUGGGCCCGGCAACAGUCUGCCUGAUGAUUGCAGGAUGUUUUAAAACCGUACUGAAGUUAGACGCCAACAUUGGCCUUGUGCUGGCCGUCAUCCCCCCUGUUCUCUACAUAAUUAUCUGCUAUUAUACGAAAUCAGACACACAGAUCACCAUCGCUGCUGUUCUGAGUGUAAUGUACGCUUUCCUGAUGACCGCCACUCUGUUAGGGAUCAUAGCGGACAUGGUGAUUGAAAACACCUUCAUGACCCCCAGCGGCUUGUUCUUCAUCGGCAUCAUGGCCAUGUACGUCAUCACGGCUCUCCUUCACCCUCACGAGUGGCAGCUCAUCAUCUGCGGCUUCCUGUACGUCAUCUGCAUCCCCAGCGGAUACCUGCUGCUGGCCAUCUACUCCAUGGUGAACAUGAACAACGUGUCAUGGGGAACUCGGGAGACGGGGACUCAGGGUGCAGCGGCGUCCGCCAUGACGCAGGAAAAGAGCGUGAAGUGCCAGAAGAUGCUGAAGUUCUGUAGUUAUAACCUGGAGAUCCAGGUAAACCAGGAAGUGAAGGUGAUUAACGCACCACCACCAGUCGCAUCAGUCGCACCUACAGUGCCCACUGAGGUGCCGUCGAAACUGGAGGAGAGAAAACCAGACAACAUUGAGGAGAACUUCAUUCAACAGUUGACGGACAGCUCGGCGGAACUGCACCUAAAGAGGGGAUACCUUGAACCGAAAGAAGAAGAGUUUUGGAUGGACCUGAUUGAGCGCUACCUUAAACCUCUAGAGAGCGACAAAGCAAAGGAAGAACGAAUCAAAGCUGAAUUGAAAGAUCUGCGCAACAAGGCAAGCUUCGUGUUUUUUAUCUGUAAUGCCUUGUGGCUGGUUGCGACUUUCUUUAUGCAAACCUUGGGCAGCACCGUGACCAUCAAAAUCCCGAAAGUCUUCGCCAACGGAACCGUAGACCCGGACGGGAAGCUCUUCAUCGAUCCCAUUGGUCUCAUGUUCCUUGUUGGCUUUGCGACCCUUCUGGCCAUCCAGUUUUUUGCCAUGCUGUGGCACAGAAUCCAAACUUUGAUUCACUUCAUCGCUUAUAAUGGAACGGAAGCUGCCGUUAACAGGAGGGCCAUGAAAAGGCAUCAGGCGAUGCCGUCAGAUGAACAUGAGCUUCUUUAGAAACCAGUCAUCUGAAUUGACUGAGGGCUACAGAGUGGGUCAACAUGGUACUUAAGAGAGAAGCGACGGCAAAGUUCUCUACAACAUAUAAAACCAGCAAUAAUCCACCUAAUAAAUCUAGUAUUAAUCAACAUUAAUGAUAGAAAUAAGAAUCAGAAGUUCAGAAUUGUUUACAGUUGUU